Messenger RNA from Heterotrigona itama, 3215 nucleotides. The record is from the annotation of a GenBank genome assembly. Lineage: Eukaryota; Metazoa; Arthropoda; Insecta; Hymenoptera; Apidae.
AUGCAACGCCAUCAGGCUUUAUCUCUGGUUUCGCUAUACGGAAGUGGUACACCAACCGAUAUGAAACAAUACAAUUGUCUCUUGGCUGCGACAAACGUGCGAGGUGGCUUCGGUUAUAUAUUGUACGAGCAACACGACGUGUUGUUAUUUCAGUUUGUCAAUAGAAAUGAUAUCGGUUCUGUUGCUCCUCUGGUGUGUCAAUUAUGGGAACAGUUACAACGAUUUUCCAUCUUUGAUCACCAAGAACGCCACUAUGGCGGUCAUCAUCGACAAAAGCCUCUUUGCCACCAGAGACGAAUACCGAAAUGUCACGGGAAUGAUGCACGAUUUGAUCACAGACAUCGUGAAAAAGGAAAUGCAGAUAGGUGGCAUAGUUGUUCAUAUCUUUCGCGAUACGAACAAAACUUAAGUUUAUCUUUUCAAGAUCCAGAUUGUCCCCGAAUCCCAGACACGGAUGGCAUGAGCGUGCCACUGAUCGUGCCAGGAGACGAAUUGUCACAGAUUUUCCUCGACUUGAGGAUGAUGAACAUUCUAACGUGGAAAAUGAUAAAUAUCCUCCACGACGAUACGUUCGACAGAGACACGAUCAGCAGAGUAAUGAAAGCCAUCUCGGACAAGCUACCGAACAAACAAUUGAACAUAAUCUCCAGGUCGAUUUUCACGCUGAAACACGAGACUACGAAGAGCGAGAGAAGAAAUUCGGUGAAGAAGGUAUUGGACAAUUUCCACGUGGAACAACUAGGACAUUGUUUCUUGGUUAUUGCUACUAUCGAUAUGGUUGCUGACGUGAUGGGUGUGGCGAGGUCCUUGAAGAUGGUCCGUCCAGAUAAUCAGUGGUUGUAUGUGAUCACCGACAGCGCGAUGCAGAAUCGGACCAACAUGACAGUAUACGCUGAUUUAUUGGCAGAAGGAGGAAACGUAGCCUUCAUGUACAACGUGACUAAUUCCGGCGAUUACUGUAAAGUUGAGUUGAUGUGUUACGUGCAAGAAUUGAUCCAAGCACUGGCAAAAGCUCUGGAGUACUCCUUGAAGAACGAGAUCAAUCUGUUCAAGAAGAUCGAAGAGGAGAACUUCCAAAUGAUCAGGCUGACGAAACGCGAGAGGCGAACCGAACUCCUGAAGAACGUGAGAGUCAGUAAAUUGUACGCAAACUUAAAACGAAAUAUAUUCCUUUCUCAAAACAUGUUGGCUUCAGAAGGUAUUUGCAGACGAUGCUUGUUAUGGAGAUUCUCCUCGUCUAUAACUUGGGGAAACUUCUUUUCUCAUGGUAAAAAUGUGGCACACCUGUUAGAUAUAGGCAUAUGGACACCUGGUUUUGGUGUGAAUCUGACCGACAUGAUUUUCCCUCAUAUCGCGCAUGGAUUCAGGGGCAUUAAUUUACCAAUCGCGAGUUAUCACAGUCCACCGUGGCAGAUAAUUUCCGUGAGCAAAACAGGCCAAAAAGUGUACGAAGGAUUGGUAUUCGACGCUAUCAACUACCUAAGCUCGAAAUUGAACUUUUCUUACUCGGUGAUUACGCCGGAAGUGACUCGAAGUCUAAACUCGUGGAAUACUUCUCGGUUCGCCAAGCUUGGCGAGAAAAUUAACGAGAUGACCAUGUCGACUACGAGGAAAGUGCCGAAGGAAGUGAUCGAUUUGGUACGAGAGAAGAAGGUUCUUCUAGCUGCUUGCGCGGUCACCGUAAACGAACACCAGAAAAGCACAGUUAAUUUUACUGUACCCAUUUUCGUACAGACAUAUAGCUUUCUAACUUCCCGACCCAGACAAUUAUCUAGAGCUCUUUUAUUCGCGUCACCAUUUACCGAAGAGACGUGGGCCUGUCUGGCCGUAUCCAUUAUCAUAAUGGGUCCGAUCUUGUACCUGGUUCACAAGUACAGCCCGUACAGCAUCAAGACCUCGGGCCUCAACUCCUCGUGGCAGUGUGUGUGGUACGUGUACGGCGCGCUUCUUCAACAAGGUACCAUUUUAUUGUUGUCCCGAGGAAUGUAUCUGCCGCACUGUGACAGCGCUCGUUUACUGAUCGGUAUCUGGUGGUUGAUCGUGAUGGUCCUGGUAGCGACUUACUCCGGAAGUCUGGUCGCCUUUCUCACUUUUCCACGAAUAGACACGAUUCUAACCGUGGAUGAUCUGAUCGUGCGUAAAGACAGGAUCAGUUGGGGCUUUCCGAACGGUAGUUUCCUCGAGAUGUAUCUGCAGAACGCCGAGGAGCCUAAGUACCAUAUUUUACUGUCGCGCGCCAGGAGACAUAACGACACGGAGAAUGAGAAACUGCUGGAACGUAUAAAGGAAGGGAAACAUGCUCUGAUCGACUGGAGGAGUUCCCUCAGGUUCUUGAUGAGGAAGGAUCUGUUGCUAACCGGAGGCUGCCAUUUCUCUCUGAGCACAGACGAGUUUCUCGACGAACCUAUUGCCAUGAUCAUUCAACAGGACAGCCCUUAUUUACCUGUCAUUAAUGCGGAAUUGCAUCGGAUGCUGGAGUCUGGAAUGAUGAACAAAUGGAUCUCCGAGAGGAUGCCGAUGAAAGACAAAUGCUGGGAAGUACCAGGAAGCAAUCAGGCGGUGAACAAACGAAAAGUGAACGUCGCCGAUAUGCAAGGAAUAUUUUUCGUAUUGUUCAUGGGUAUUGUCAUUCAAAUCCAUCUUCCAGAGAUUCCAUCAACAUUCUAAUUAAAGAAUUUCCACAUUAUUUUAGGCGUCACGUUGGGUUUCCUCUUUCUCUUCUGCGAGUGUUAUUGUCAUAGACGCAAGAUUGCCAAGGAACGGAAAUUGAUACGUCCCUUCGUUUCGUAAAUCUUACACAAGACGUGUAUAUACAUACAUAUCAGGAUAUACAAACAAAAUACAGGGACAGAAUUUAUUUGAUGGAUAAAAUGGAAUCUGGAAGAGGAAAGGCAAGUUUCGUUCGUUGUUGAAAAAUAGCAUAUUUUUUUCGCUCCACCCUAUAAUAUCUCUAGUCAUACAAAUUCUUUCUUCUCUUUGUUCAUCAGUAUUUUAACUGCACACAAUUUCUCUUUGGAAAAACAAAGUCACGCAACGCACGUGUAACCGCUCUUUCUAUAUUUCUCUAUAAGUCAGAAUUAUCGCUUAAUCCUUCUUCUUCAAAAAAGUCGAUGUAACCGGAACAGUUAAAAGUCCUUGCUCAACCUAAAUUCGCGAUUUUCUCGAAUUUUUUUCUUUUUUUCUUUGUCAGUUGCACCGAUGAAAAAGAAUUGUAA